Messenger RNA from Debaryomyces fabryi, 1659 nucleotides. RefSeq lists its product as uncharacterized. NCBI's taxonomy places the organism in Eukaryota, Fungi, Ascomycota, Pichiomycetes, Serinales, Debaryomycetaceae. The coding region runs from base 1 to 1659 and encodes 552 amino acids. Gene Ontology annotation, cellular component: membrane. Gene Ontology annotation, biological process: transmembrane transport. Gene Ontology annotation, molecular function: transmembrane transporter activity. The transcript has 2 exons. The record is from RefSeq and is a predicted model, not a curated record.
AUGGGAUUAGGCUACAUAGGUGGGAUUUUACCUCACGUAAGAACAGUUUAUGAGACAGAAGCGGAGAUCAGUUCAGCUUUAGUCAAAAAGAGCGAAGACGACGAAGACGAGAAUUUCGUGUAUAAGGAUGAAGCGAAAAGUAAGUUUUGGGAUUUCUUUGAUGAAUUUGAAUACAGAAAAAACAAGCCAGCAAAGUUCAAAUACUUACUUACGAAGUCGAGGUCAGUGUUAGAACGAAAGCUAUUGUUGAAGCUUGAUAUCAUGAUAACAUUUUAUGGUUUCUUGGGGUACUGGGUAAAGUUUUUGGAUUCUGCAAACUUGAACAAUGCCUAUGUUUCAGGUAUGAAGGAAGAUCUUGGAAUGGUGCUGAAUGAUUUGGUGGAUACCCAAAACAUGUACUACAUUGGGGCAAUCAUCUUUACAUUACCAUUCGCGUAUAUUUUGCCUAGAUAUCCAGCACCCUAUGUUCUCAUGACAGGAGAGUUUGUGUGGUCUCUCUUCACGUUGGUCACUUAUGCGGUGCCUAAUUUAAAAGCUUUGAAAGCGUUUAGGUUUUUCGUUGGAGCUGCAGAAACGACGUUCAAACCUCAUGAGAUCACUAAAAGAGCAGGGUUUUUUUACGUGGGACAGUACUUGGGGACACUUACGUCCGGUUUAGUUCAAGGCUCAGUAUAUGAUCUGCUUAAUGGUGUUAACGGAUUAUCUGGUUGGAGAUGGGCUUUCAUAAUAGACAGUUUGAUAUCUUUUACUGUAUGUUUUAUUGGUUUUUUUGCCAUACCUGGCACUCCUUUCAAAUGUUACUCCCUCUUCUUAACAGAUGAUGAGAUAAAGCUAGCGCGUAGAAGAAUGAGAGAAAAUGGAACUCAUGACGGAUUGGUUUUGACGAAUUUUUUUGACAAGGAAACGUGGAAGAAGAUAUUUACUUCUUGGCCUUUCUAUAUAUUUACUCUUGGAAAUGUUGGUGGGUUCAAUGCAUCAAAUUCUCAAUCUGGGUCUUUUGCAUUAUGGCUACAAUCUUUGAAUAGGUAUUCUAUACCAAAACUUAAUCAACUAACAGCUAUUCCACCUGCAUUGGGUAUUAUAUGGCUUAUAAUAACAACUACAGGUGCUGAUUUGACAAGGAAACGAUUCCUAAUGAUUGUAUUUGCUCAGUUAAUGAAUUUUAUAGCAAAUAUUAUCCUAGCCGUGUGGGAUGUAUCAGAGAAAGCCAAAUGGUUUGCUUUCUACUUCAGUUAUUGGGCUUGGUCACAAAGUUCCGUAUUUUAUCCUUUACAAAAUGAUGUGCUUAGACACGAUACUAAUAGGCGUUCUAUUGAAUGGGUAUUAACUUAUACAAUAGGAUUACAAUCUACUCCCUGGAUAUCUAAAAUUGUUUGGCAAACGGUUGAUGCUCCGAGAUAUCCAAAAGGUUUCUUAACUGCAGCUUUAAUGGGACUUGCGCAAGCUAUUGUAAUGAUAAUUUGUUAUUUUUUCUAUAAGAGAGAUGAAAGAAGGUUUGCCAAAUUGAACGGAGUAAUCUUGUACAAUUCAUUGGAAAACGAAUCAUCUCACCUAGAAAACAAUUCCGAGGGGGAAACUUCUCGAGAGAAAGCAGGAAAUGUAAUUGAAGUUAUAGAUGAUUAUGGUUCCAAUAAGGGAAUGGAAAGUUUGUCAGACUAG